Messenger RNA from Exaiptasia diaphana, 2621 nucleotides. RefSeq lists its product as uncharacterized. Bases 11 to 2407 code for a protein of 798 amino acids. The record is from RefSeq and is a predicted model, not a curated record. NCBI's taxonomy places the organism in Eukaryota, Metazoa, Cnidaria, Anthozoa, Actiniaria, Aiptasiidae. The transcript has a single exon.
AGGAACCAAAAUGGCAGCAUCAACACCUUCCUUGUCCUUGCAGUUACUUUUGACUGUCUUAAUAGUUCUUACUUUGGCUUCUGUAGCAACAUCAACUCCAUUAAGAUAUCAUGAACGUCAUUUCCACUCUAAUUCAAAAGAAACCAAACUUUUGAGCUCAAAAAAUGCAAGUUUGCAUGAAUCUGCUAGCUGCAAGAAUGUCACUUGCAAACUGAACUUUAAACCAGAGGACGUGGAUCGAUUUCGGACGAAAAUAUUUGACGACGAAGCUCUUGCUGUAUUUUUGGUCGUAACAAUUAGUAAUAGCACCGCAGUUAAAGAAAAAUCUUACGCAAAUGUUGAGGAAGGCGGAAAGAUUGUCCCGUUUUCACUUCAGCUGAAGGAAAAGUGGUCGUGGAUUCGGAACACGAGGGCCAAGUUCCUUGCGACAUUACCAUAUGAUCUCGAUAUUCUAUCACUAACGACGCUAACAAAAGAUGCUUAUAACUUAAUUGUUGCUGUGAACUCCACUCCAGAGGACUGUUACGCUAAUCUUACCAAAGGGUGUUUGAAGGGUCAAAUCGCCGAGGGAUUGAUUUCCAUGACAAAGGAAACGGGACAAGUUUGCUACAAAGUAGAUUCGCGUGUUGACUCAACUGGAAAGUUUUAUGGAUACAAGUGUUGUCAUUUGGAUGAGAAUGGCAUGGCUCACUGCGACAUUCCAUUAAAUGCCAACUUGUGGGUUCAAUAUGCAUUGAAAAUAUUAUGGGAUCUCUCAUUUGCAUUUGGGGUGUUUUCUCCUCUACUGUUGAAGUACCUGCCCAAAGAGUUCCAGAGACGAGGGAAGCCUAAGUCCCGUCAAAUGCGAAGAUCAGAAUCUCUUGCUUCGACCUCAUAUGACAGUCUGGAAUCUUCGGUAAUUGUUGCUUCCAAAAUUUUGAUUUCCAAAGGUGAUGGGUUUCUGGACAUUGCAAGAAGUAGGACCCAGUCUACGGCAUGUUCCAGAUUUGGCCGUUGUUUAUUUGUAAUACUUCUAAGCUUAUUUCCCAUUCUACAAACUUUACUUUAUGUGUUUUUGAAGGAGUCUGAGGUUGGGGUGUCUAAUGAACUGUUAGGCCUUGGAACUGCUGUCCUUACUCUCUUCGAUCCAUCAGGGAAGUAUGCCCUUCUAGGGUUGUAUUGCUUCUGCAUUGUACUUGUGGCUAUUGCGAUGGCAAUCCCCAAGACUUUAUCAGAGCUUGCAAGACGGCUAUCAGGAAAAAGAGACGAGCAGUCAUUUUUGGGCUUCGAAAAACCAAAUGAACUGAUUUGCCAUUCAGACAAGCGAGGAUUUCAGCUGAUGUAUGAAAAUAUGAUUUUUCAUUUAAAYUGCCUCAUGACUCUGUCAUUCUGGAAGUUURCCUGGUCUGUUUUAAUCCACCCACUUCAUCUUCUGUGCCAUUGCAAYACAGUGGAGGAGGAUGGACUCCUUGACGAAAAGAAGGAAGAGUACGACGAGGAGGCACCAUUGAGUCKAUGUGCCCAAAUUGUACGYGGUAUACUACUUUUACUGGUCUUUCCACUAUGGAUUGUUUUCAUGGUUAGUGCCUUUAUCCUGUACAUUCUACCAGUGACUUAUGUGGCUUUCAGGAUWUGGAAAAUGCUGUUYAAAAUGGAAGUAGAAUGCUCGUGCUGUGAGGGGAUUCCCACGUCAAUCAAAAUCCUCUCAUUACCCAUUUUAUAUAUUCUCUUCAUUGCCUUCUGUGUGUGCGUGGAAGCCUCGUAUUUCAUGCUGGUGUUCGUAAUAAGUUCGAAUCUUGUCUUUCUUGGCAGCGUCAUUGGGUUCACMACCAUGGGUGUKCUGUUUUACAUAGAUGCUUWCAUCUCAUAUGUAGUUGUYGUAAUACUUGGRCUGUAUUACAUAAUUAGAGCUUUUCAUGAGCUAAAAGUUGCAUUCAAACGAGUCAAGGUGAUCAUCUUUGAUCAAUGUGAAGAACAYGAUMAARACCUCAAGACUGAAGCAAGCAUACGUGACACAUUUGCUGGUCAAACGCCCAUGGAAAGAAGUGGCUCAACCAGUUCUCUGCAAAAAUUGUCCAAGUCAAUGGCRCUGGUCACACUUUCUGAUGAGAAAAAAGUCCCKAGUAUUCCGCUGAAACUUUUCCUUUCUGCWCAGAAUGAAGUUUUCCCMUUCAAGAGAGUUGUAAUUUCCAAGAUUUUGAAGCUGUUGGUAAUCUAUGUCUAUCUUGUCKUAGUGUUUUCAUUYGUGAUGUCUUUAGUGGAGUAUAAGGCUGCAGACUCAUUAGUCCAGGCAAUUGCMAUACUUCUCCUUGGCGCAGUUCCAUAUUUUAUGCAGGGAAAUCCUCAAGAAAUACCAGARAAGGAGGAGAAAUGGAUCAAGUUUCACGUUAAAGAACAAAUUAAUAAGUACUGYAAAAGAUUUGCGUAAAAURUACUCAAAUGUGGAUUGGUUACUGGAUAAAGAUUGAGAGAUAAUUUGGUAUGAUAAAARAAUUUUUAUAAACUUUUUGGUAGGUGUUUUUUUAAUAAAAUAUUAUUAUAACUUACAGUUAAAGUAUUUGAGAUAAACAGUUAAUUAAACUAGAAAAUAGCAGCAAUGUAAAGCAAUAGGUAUUAAAAAUGAAUAAUAAAUAAAAAAUUGU